Photinus pyralis (common eastern firefly) is the source of this 2718-nucleotide messenger RNA. Its product is annotated as gamma-1-syntrophin. Gene Ontology annotation, cellular component: intracellular anatomical structure; dystrophin-associated glycoprotein complex. The record is from RefSeq and is a predicted model, not a curated record. Lineage: Eukaryota; Metazoa; Arthropoda; Insecta; Coleoptera; Lampyridae. The transcript has 8 exons. Bases 147 to 1742 code for a protein of 531 amino acids. Gene Ontology annotation, molecular function: structural molecule activity; protein binding.
GACUUUUAUAUCGCCAAUAAUAUCGCGGUCCGUUAAAAAUGGCCGAACACAGGACGGCUCACAUUCACACAAAAAAUAAAGGUGUUAACCUACAUUUAGAAUUAUAGUCUUUGCACCAACCUCGCCAUUGUAAUUAUUUCUUGUUUAUGAAACUACGUGGCUUCAACAUGAAGAUAAAUGCUACAAGAAUGACGACUCCGAUUGAGGAAAAGCUAGACCAAAAGCUGAAGGUACGCACAGGAAUGGUUACAGUUAGUGACGGAAAAAGUAGACCAAUUCCUGUGCAAUUGCACCUAUCGAUGGAGGUAUUGCGACUACAGAAAGAAGAAAUUGUCCCACCAGAUCCAAAACCCAUAAACGGCAAGGAGAGAAUGGUGCAAAUUAGACGACACAAAGUUGGGGGUCUUGGGUUAAGUAUUAAAGGUGGAGCUGAGCAUAAACUUCCCAUAUUAAUUUCCAGAAUAUAUAAAAAUCAGGCAGCCCACUUAACUAAAGAAUUAUUUGUAGGAGAUGCUAUCAUUAAAGUUAAUGGCGAGUAUAUUACCGCAUGUCCACAUGACGAUGCCGUCAACAUUUUACGGAACGCUGGUGACUUGGUCGUCCUAACUGUGAAGCAUUAUCCGGCAGCAACUCCGUUUUUGCAAAAACAGGAGGAGAAGGAAAAUCAGCAAGCGGACAGCAAUAGCGAUGAGAAAGAUGCGUCAGAGGAAAGCCUUCGUUUGAUAACGAACAGUUCGAGCAGCAGACCAAGUUCUAUUUGUUCAGAGUUUGACCAAGAACCCGUCACACGAUGGGUUGAUAUUGUUACUUUGCCUUUAAUGAUGGCGUACGUAACUAGGUAUAUUUUUGGGACCGAUAAGUUGAGACCAAAUGCUUUUGAAGUAAGAGGUCUUAACGGACUGAGCACCGGAAUUAUUCACUGCGACGAUUCAGCUGUACUUUCACAAUGGCUGAAAUAUAUUUCUGACAAUAUUAUUGGACUUACUCACUUACAAAUGAAACUUUACAACAGAAAUUUUAGUGUAUCAGAUCGAAUUGAGUACAUGGGUUGGGUAAACGAAGGAGUUAUCAACAAUAAUCAGCCUUGGCAGAAUUAUAAACCGAGGUUUUUAGCGCUUAAGGGAGCUGAUUUGAUGUUGUUUGAUUCUCCUCCAGUAAGUACAAUUGUUUUAAUUGCUUCAUUAAAAUCGUACGUAUUCCUUCAGUUAAACGUAAUGGAUUGGGAUAAAUGUCCUUUAAUAUUCAAAGUGUAUCAAACAAUGUUUCGAGUAGUAAAAGAAUCGGAAAAUGUGGAUGAAAGACAACACUGUUUUUUGGUACAAACUUCGGGGCAAGAGUCGAGAUAUUUAUCUGUCGAAACUCGCCAAGAAUUAUUACGAAUUGAAAAUGCUUGGCAUUGUUCUGUAUGUACCGCAGUGAUGAAAUUGGGGAGCAAAACUUUUACGGUCAGUUACGGUGGCAAAACUGUAGGAUUAACUUUAGACUGGAAUUUAGGAUUUUCUUUGCACGAAGCCGAAUCGAAAAUACCCGUUUGGCAGUACAAAUUUUCCCAGCUUCGCGGUUCUUCGGAUGAUGGAAAAUCGAAACUUAAGCUUCAUUUCCAGGAUAUUGAAACGAGGGCGAUCGAAACUAAGGAGUUAGAAUGUUCAAUUUUGCAAAGUCUAUUAUUUUGUAUGCAUGCGUUUUUGACGGCUAAGGUGGCCUCGGUUGAUCCAACUUUUUUAUGUUCAACGAUGCCGUAAAGCUGCGAAAAGGAUGCAUAGGUAUUUAUUACUAUACAUUCCUUUUUUGAAACGAUUCGAUCUGUUGAUAUGCAGUAGAAAUGUGAUAGACUGUAUCAAUUGUAGGCAGAUUUUCGAAAGAUAAGGUACCUUUUUUCUGCGAUUAGCUCCAUAAGUGUUACCUUCCUCUUUUCCAAUAAAAAUGCCUGUACCUACAAUAAUUGUCGGCAUUACAUGUAAAUCAAUAAUUCGUUUAAACCAAUUAACUUACUUGUGCUCAUGACAUUUCACAGUUCGCUGCAACUGAAUUUUUUAUAAUUUUGCGUCAGUUCGUUUAGGCUAAUUUGAAAUAAACUGCAAAUACAAAAUGCAACAAAAUUAGUUAAUACAAAUAAAUGAAUAGUCAAUAUCUAAGAUAAUAUUACUGUUGUAAAGUAAUUAGUAGAAAAUUGAUUUAUGGGCAUGUUAUCACUCAGGACAAAGAAAAUUUGGACGGUUGUUAGAAUCUUUAUAUUGUUUAUGUCGUUCUUUUUUAAAUUAUGUGAGGGGUAUUCAACCGUCAAACUUGAACCUUCAUAGUAAGUACCAACUAAUUUUGAACUUUUUAAUAAAAAAUGGAGGUUGAACUUUUUUGUCGGUUGAGAACUCCUGACGAGAAAAUGAGCUCCUAUGAGUUUGAAAGUUUUUUUUUCAAACAUUUAGUCAAUUUUGUAAACAAAUAUCGGGGAAUUAUAUUUAGAGAUUGUUAUACAGCUGUAAUACUAAAUAUUGCCUUGUUAUUUAAUGAUGUAGGUAUAUUGUGACAGAGAACCUUUCUUCCUUAUGUUUUAGGUUUUAUGUUACUUGGAUGACCGAACAAUAACGUAUUGGUCUAAAGCACAAAACCACUGUGUACGUUUUCACGAUGUGUUCGCUGUUAAAUAUUUGUUAAAAAAACACAGUUGCAGUUUAUAGUGUUACAAUCUUCAUGCAAUAAAAAAUACAUAAUGAUGUCAGA